CCAAUACGAGCCGUACUCUGCGCGUUCCCCCACUACCUACCUCUACUCAGGGAGCUGGUUGAAACUGUGUUUUAUCUCGCUGUAAAACAUUUGAAUUAUAAUUAUAAUGUGCAGUAUCACAGACAAAGAAAACAUAAUAUCUCGUUUAUUUGAAGUUUGAGAGUCUAACGUGGAAUGAGCAGCUCAUGAGAGCAGUAAUCUGAGUAUAUAGAAAUAGAAUGGCACUCGGAGCAUAUACAACGUAUGAACUGGUGGGUGAAGGUUCUUUCGGACAAGUAUUUAAAGCGAAACGAUACUUUGACGGUGAAACAGUCGCCAUUAAAGCGGUUCAAAAGCAUGGUAGAACGGAUGACGAAUUAAAAAGUCUUCGUCACGAAUGGGAAAUUCAACGUGAGCUACAACAUCCCAACAUAGUACCAAUAUUUGGAUGUUAUGAAAGUAAAAAUGAGAUAUGGGUAGAGACAGAAUAUGUACCUAAAGAUUUGCAUAAGGUAUUAAAAACUAGUAAAAAUGGACGUCUGUCCGUUGAAAAAACACAGGCGAUAACUUGCGAUUUAGUGUCUGCAUUAUAUUAUUUACACUCAAAGGGAAUAUUACAUAGGGACAUUAAGCCACAAAAUGUACUUAUUAAACCAAAUGGCCAGGCAAUGCUAUGCGAUUUUGGAUUUGCUCGUAGUAUGAAAACAGGAACACGGGUCUUAACUUCUAUAAAGGGUACACCAUUGUAUAUGGCUCCAGAACUUAUAGAAGAACAGCCUUACGAUCAUAACGUGGAUUUAUGGUCCCUCGGCUGUAUAGUCUUUGAAAUAGUCACAGGUGCUCCACCUUUUAAUACAAAUUCUAUUUUACAUUUAAUCAGAUUAAUAAGAGAUGUACAAAUAAAAUGGCCGGAUUUCCUUUCCGAUAUCUGCAAAAGUUUCUUACAGAGAUUGCUACAGAAAGAUCCUUCUCGAAGGUUAACCUGGCCGGCCCUUUACUUACAUCCUUUCGUGAAAGACGGGGUUACAAAAGUCGACAGAGAUACGGGUAACGCGUCUCUUGUUCCGAAGAACGAUUUAACGAAAGAUGAUUCUGUACCAAGAAACAACAGUUUAUCCGACUGGAACCCUGUAAUAGUCGAAAGUAAUAUAGAAAACGAAGAAUGGAUCGCGUUCUUGCAGAAGUCCAUGGAGGAAAUCAUGGACGGUGAAAUGGACUCGUUACUUCAACAAAACUGUGUCUCAGUAUUCGUAUCACCGUUGAGAAAUCCACGAGCUAGCUUUCGAGUCGUUAAAUACGUAGCUUGUCUUUUGUCCUUACCGUUUGUUGUUUCAAACGAUCAGCCGAAGGACUGUCUUGAUAAGAUCGAGCAAGUAUAUUUAGACGUUUGGGUUGUACCGAACCUCGUCUUUGCACUGAAACUGUUCAUGUCUAAGGGAUCCCGGAAUAUAAACAAGAAAUCGAAAUCAGAAAACUUGGAGAGUAAUUUCGCGACAAAAUGGAACACGAACCGCCUUGAAACUUUGGAGUAUACGAUACUUGUACUUUGCAGACUAAUUCACAACCAAAAGAGAUUUCUUACUCAGUUUUGCGACGCAAUUUAUACUGUGAACGGGAUCGAAUUUCUGAAAGAAUUGCUGAAAUUGAGAGAGGAACGGAUUCUCGGGAACCUUGUUGCGAUUUUCAACGAAAUAUUGCGAUCUCAGCCUGAAAAUGCAAAUCUAGUGAAAACAGUUGUUUUAGUUUGGAAUAAGCCAGAGGAUGCGGCGGUGAUGCUUUGCCGCCUUGUAGCAGCAGCGGACGAUGUGACCGCUGCAAGAUGUUGUUGCUUAAUUAGGCUGCUAGGUGGCUGUUUUCGUACGACUUUGGAAAGCGUGUGGUCUAAUGUAUUGAGCGUAGGGAUUUUAAGCGCAAGAUCGUUAAACGACAUUAGACCGGAAUUACCCGAGGUAAGUAGAAAGUACGGAUCCGAAAUGUUGUUAGAAAAGAAUACAUAUUCGGAAAUAUGCUCGAGGAACUGUGGAUUUUUAGACUGGUGAGGAGACUAAGGGAUUUUCUACGACUGAAGUCGACUAAAGAUGGACAAAACACAAGGGAUGAUGCGUUGCAAACAGAAGCUAUAAUCUUUGUCUCUUUUUUCAGACAGAUACGAAUUUUUUAUAUUUUGUAUAUGACUCGAAGAGAACCUUUCACUGUGAAACUUUCGUUGUCUUGAUUAUUAUUUCAUUAGUUUGGUAUGGUGUGUGAUAAUAUGUCGUUAGUUUGGAAGCACGUUUUAUUGAAAAUCGAAUCGAUCCCAUAGCCUCAAGAUUGAAAGUAAGCGGCCGUUAGUUUUGGAAUGUUUUCGGAUGAUAGGUUGCGACAUUCUUCUUUAUACAUUGCUUGUAACUUUAAUAUAUCCUUCCCACUGAGUCCUUUUCGUUGACCAAGCUUCACUCCCUUCUUCUGUGUAAUAGAUUGAUAUUAAGAAACCGAAAAGAAUCAAACGUAUCGCGGGAUAGAUACUUACUUUUGGUGUAAUGGUCGGUUCCCCGUUUUUCGAAAACGCAUGAGAACUGUAGUGCAUCACGCUUGUGUAGUCGUAACUGAUUCCAUAGUCGGUAACGGUUUGAUUGUCGUAUUUGUUAAAAUUAUGUUCUUUGCCUGCGUAGAACGGGAAAACGGGUAUACGGAUAAAUGAAUGAAUAGAUGAAUUAGCGGAUAAUUAAUUCACCUGGUUUUACGUUCGUCCAAUUUAUCGUGACCCAUUGGUCACGAUCCGAUGCGCUUUGUUGAUGGUAAAAGCCCAGUGCGUGCAUCAGCUCGUGAACAAUAACACCGUGUUGCACGCAUCCUGGUCUUUGUAAAUUUACCAUUUGCCCGCGAUCGUGUCGACCAACCAGUGACCAACAGCCGGACAUUUCCCCCUGUAUAGUGAUAUAGUCGACAUCCGUUUUCUCGUACGGUCGGAAGCGUAAACACGUAUUCUCAUGGUACUCCUCCAUAGCACCCUUGAUCAACUCGAUCUCUUCUUCAUCUACGAACGUGUGUACAGAUGGAUGAAAUAAAGAUUCUACGAUUUCACUGUUCCGAAAGUAUUUGAGCAUUUUCGAAAAGUCUUUUACCGAAUUCCUCCUUGAUGUAGUACGGCACGAUACCAGCAGGCCAACGAGAUGUAGGUUUCGCUAAACCAUUCUUCGAUUCGACUUUUUCACCCGGAAGAAGCAUUAUGUCUCCUUCGAACAGACCGCUCAGUUCCCAAAUAUUCUGUCUAUCGUCUUUUGACCAAGACUCUAUACGAUUUGCUGUUAGUCGAACGGACGAGAAUAACAAGUAUUAGAUUUUCAGAGUUUUCCCGCGGUAUCACGAUACUUACCGAUAGUUUGGUGCGCGUGGGUUUCAGCAAAGGUGCCUCGAUGCUUCGGUAUCGGUGGAACAACCGGUACGGACGCCAGUACGGAUUCGUUCAAAUCGUCUUUGUCCAGUUGAUCGAUCGUUUCCGAAUUUCCGCUAUUAACUUGUAUCAGCAAUGCGACCAGUGGCAAGAUUCUCAGCCACGAUAACCCGUCGUUUUCACUGGCAACUGUAAGCUGCAUUGUUCACGCAAAAGUCAACUGCUUACAAGAGAAACUAGAUCGCCGUUUGUUCGUUUUACGGCUACAAGUUGAUUGAACCUUUGAACAAGACGAACGUUUAAACGUGAAAUAUUCACCGAAUCGUUAUAUAUUCACGGAAAUACUCAUGCUUGAAACAUUUAACAUUCAUUUCGCGUAUCCCGUUAUCGAACAUCACUCGACAGAACUUGUUUCUUACUGAUAACUGAAUCGCGAGCACCGCCGUUUCCGUCGAUCCUGUAAACACAAUUUCCACGUAAAACAGUUGAUUAGCAUUCGAUCUGUUCGGAUAUUUCAGAUACACGAGUUUUCCGCUGGUCAAUUUUCCAUUAAUCUCGUUAAUCUCAUUAAUCUCAUUAAACUCUCGUUAAUUAUGUUUCCUAGCCGCGUCGACACGUCGAUGCAAAUCCACAGAAUAAUCAUGAUAAAAGGAUCGCGAUGUGAAUACCGACUUGGCUUUUUAUCCGUAGUUGUAGUUUAUCUAUUCGUAGUUGGCAUCCACUCGUUAAACUCGUAUUAUCAAAGUAAGUUGCAACUGCUCGAUAAAACGUUUAUUCGAAUGGAACUAGAGGUUCGCUUGUGAUCGUGGCAGAACGCGAAAGCUUUUUAGAGUGUUCUUUUCUUUUCGGAUAAAUCAUCCCACUCAGAAUCGAAAAUAUACGAGUCGGUUCUAUCGGAAUCUGGAUUUCGUAGAAAGUUGCGGAAUUCGGAAGGAGGAAAGAAGAAUGUGCUUCGGUACGUAGACCGUACGCAGCUUCUUCUAAUUGAAUAGAGCCAUAGGGAAGACGAGGAGGCGUUCGUAUCUACAAAUCUUCGAUUUCGGACCCUGGAGGCAAUAAAGAUCAUGGUGUGUCGCGGUGUUGGCAUCGAAUAUGUAGGUCAAAAUGAUUCGUUGGUCGGUCAUAUAAUUCAGUACACGGGCACACUCUCGUCUCCGAGUCGUUUCGAACCUUUCGCAUUUUCUUGUAGCUCUUACAAUCUGUGUUCGAUUAUGGUUCCUGUGCAUUUUCUAUCUUUCCGUCAGCGUUACGCCGCUUUACAGCUACACAAAGUUGAAUACCCGGUGCAACCGUUGCCAAGUUAAUGACAAUUGUUCGUCUGCACGAUGAUUGAUCUCUAGAAAAUAGUUUCACUGUGCAGGUGAAAUUAUUAUUGAAAAUAAUUAGUAACGAUCGAAAUAGAAUGAACUGAUUUGCGAUAGAGAAUUCUAGUCGGAACGAAUUGUUAUUUCAUUUGGUUUUGCGAUGGUUGCGCGUUGUCUCUAACGACUUGCUCGAUUUCUAUCCGGUUGUUAUUCGACACUGACAAUUGUCGAAGAAUAAAUCGAAAAAGAACUUCUGCUUGAAAAGUCUUAUUCGAAACAGCAUUGAAAGCAGGGUCAACGACCAACCUGUUCCAGAUUCGGGUAGCUGCACGUAGCCUAAAUUCUAACAGAACCUCUUGGAACCGCAACCAGGAAGAAUGGUUAUUUCACAUUUGUUAGAAAUACGUCUACUUAUAAUUUGACAAGUAUUGUACAUCUACCAAGACAAAGUAACUCGAGCGUAUUCCUCCUCUUUUUUCGUGUUCAGGAUUCGUUCCGAGUCGAGUCGUAUCGAACUGGAGUCCAAGUCCGAGUCCCUGUCCUUAGUUCGAGUUCGGACACGAGCACGAUGAGUCUGUGGUUCCCACUUGUUCCUUUCUUUUUAAUAUCUAUUCGACGAAUUGUUCUGUCAUUUGCGUAAAAACGAUAGUAAUAUUGUCUUUUGCUGGAGAAUAUCGUUUAUUUUAGUAAACAGAAGUUGCAAGGAAUAGUUGUACAGACAAUCGACGAAGAAUAGCGAAGAAAUGUUGUCACGUUCGAAUGAAAGCUUUCAUAUUUUUGCAAAAUAUUGGGCAUGCUUUUCAAGUACACCAUGUUCCCUCCGAGUCCUCUGAUUCCUCAUGAACCACUGACCCACUGGGACCAGUUGGAAAUAUCGGGACCGUCUCGAGCCUUGAGACGAGAAUGUAUUUCGGUAGUGCGUACAUUGACCAAAAACCGAU
Messenger RNA from Nomia melanderi (Alkali bee), 5597 nucleotides. Lineage: Eukaryota; Metazoa; Arthropoda; Insecta; Hymenoptera; Halictidae. The record is from RefSeq and is a predicted model, not a curated record.